Spodoptera litura is the source of this 760-nucleotide messenger RNA. NCBI's taxonomy places the organism in Eukaryota, Metazoa, Arthropoda, Insecta, Lepidoptera, Noctuidae. The record is from RefSeq and is a predicted model, not a curated record.
GGUACUUAAGUAGUGCAAGUACAUUGAAUCAUUAGUAAUUGUUACCGAAAUUGUUCCUAGUUAGGUAAGUACCUCAUUUAUAAUUUUUAAUACGUAACUAAUUAGGAUUCUGUCAUUAACGUCCCUAUAUAUAAAAUAAGGUUUUCUAAAAGCUACCAUAACCGUUGUUGAACUGCUAUCCUGAGCAUCUAUCAUCUACUUACUUCAUUAAAAUAUUAAUAUUUACAUUAUGGAAAAAAUGACGAAAAAUUUUGAAGAGACCCGUCAGCCAUCGGGAAUUAAGCCAGUGGACUUCAAACGUAAUGCCAGGCAGUACCCCGAGUGCCUGUGCAUGAUAGAACUGAGCGAGCCGAUUUACCAGUGCGAGUCGGGGCACAACAUGUGCAGCAAGUGCACGAAGGAGACACCAGUGUGCCCAAUUUGCCGAAAACCAACCGGGAAAAUGAGAAACUGGCAGCUAGAGGAAAUAGUUGCAUAUUAUCGAGCCGAAGACAAAUUGAAAGAGAUGGAAACACUGCAGCACAUACUCUAUAACGAGUGUCAAAAGAAAAGAGACUCCUAGCCGAAUUCUGAUAUGUCUAGACAGGCAAAAUAAAGGACAUGAUGGAUGGAACACUUCAAGGAUGGUCACGCUGAGAACUGCGGCAUCACCACUGAUGCGAUGCGGGUGUCGUGGAACUAACGUCAAUGUUAUUUAGUUCCUUUAAAUCAUUCUGUACCUACCUAAUAUUAUGUGAUUGUGAAUAAAACUUAAAAAAAC